CCUUGAAUUAUUGUAUAUUGGUUUUGCAAUAUGAGUGUUCAAGGAAUUAAAGUUUAUUGCAGGAUUAGGCCACUUAAGGAAAGUGAAAAAUCUAUCAAUUAUGAAGUAAUUAAACAAAAACCAGGUAUUGAUGUUCUUGAUGUCAAGUUCAAAGCUUCAAGGAACGACCUGUACCAAAAAUAUCAAUAUCACAGAAUAUUCAAAGAGAAUACGCCACAAAUCAUGGUUUUCGAAAAUGUGGCUGUACCAAUAUUGGAUAAAUUUCUACUCGGUAUGAACAGCACCAUUUUUACAUACGGACAGACUAGUAGCGGAAAGACCCAUACAAUGUAUGGGUCUCAAGAAGAUCGAGGUAUUAUACCUCGAUCUUUUGAAUAUUUAUUUCAACGCACAGAAGAACUACAUCACGAUUUCUCAAUGGAAUACAUUGAAAUAUACAACGACGACGUGUACGAUUUAUUAAUAGACGCAAAUAAUUUACCAUUGAAAAAAACAAAACAUACGAAAUUGAAUGAAAAAUUAAAGUUCAGCAUAAGUUUAAAAGGUGACAUCAAAUUUAAAAAUUUAACGAAAAUAAAAAUAACUAAUUGUAAUGAUGCCAUCAAAAUUUUGGAGGUGGUUAACACGAGGAAAAGUGUUUCAUCCACAAGUAUGAAUGCACAAUCCAGUCGAUCACACUGUAUUUGCAUGAUAAGUUAUAAAAGUAAACAUAAAGAGAUGAAGCUCAAUUUAGUGGAUUUAGCAGGAUCUGAACGGAUUUCAAAAUCCGUUGCAAACAAAAAGAUCUUGGCCGAGUCGCGCUCCAUAAACUCGUCGUUACAUCAUCUAAAUCACGUUAUAAAUAUACUAGAAAAUCCUAAAUUAUACGUACCGUAUCGUAAUUCUACGAUAACGUCGGUACUCAAAGGCUCGUUAGGUACAAAAUGUGCUACCGCAAUGAUUGCCACUAUCGUAUUAAAUUAUCAAUGCAUCGGAGUUAGUUAAAUUAACACACUAUAUCAUUUUUGAUUAAUCGAUUAAAAUCUCUGAAUAUCCAUUACAGGAAUCGUUAUCAACUUGCCGAUUUUCUAAAGCAGUGGCAGCAAUUAAAAAAAUGAAAGAGAUCUCUAGACCAAAAUUUAAAUUUAA
This is a messenger RNA of Melanaphis sacchari, 1128 nucleotides long. Its product is annotated as kinesin-like protein KIF6. Gene Ontology annotation, cellular component: microtubule; kinesin complex. Gene Ontology annotation, biological process: microtubule-based movement. NCBI's taxonomy places the organism in Eukaryota, Metazoa, Arthropoda, Insecta, Hemiptera, Aphididae. Bases 31 to 984 code for a protein of 317 amino acids. The transcript is spliced from 8 exons. The record is from RefSeq and is a predicted model, not a curated record. Gene Ontology annotation, molecular function: microtubule motor activity; ATP hydrolysis activity; ATP binding.